Messenger RNA from Solanum tuberosum (potato), 2124 nucleotides. Its product is annotated as ATP-dependent DNA helicase Q-like SIM. The record is from RefSeq and is a predicted model, not a curated record. Gene Ontology annotation, molecular function: 3'-5' DNA helicase activity; four-way junction helicase activity. Bases 946 to 1647 code for a protein of 233 amino acids. Gene Ontology annotation, biological process: double-strand break repair via homologous recombination. The transcript is spliced from 11 exons. Lineage: Eukaryota; Viridiplantae; Streptophyta; Magnoliopsida; Solanales; Solanaceae. Gene Ontology annotation, cellular component: nucleus; cytoplasm; chromosome.
CGCGAGCAGGGAAUCCAAAUUAGGGUUUUUGCUGUUGUUGUCUCCGUAGAAAAGUAAUCAACAGCAUUUACAAUGCUGUUCGAAAAGAUGGAUGGUAUCAAGAACAACUGUUGGUGGAAAAAGUAAACAAUUAGUGUAAUGGGAAUAUCACUUGGCGAUAAUUGGGAAAUUAUGAUAAUAAAAGGUGCAUCAACUAGUACUGCAUGUUUCAGCAGCCGUGCUGGUAUGCUGGGAAAAAGAGGAUCCUCUUCUUCAUCUUGUUCUGCAGGCAAAAUACGGCAAUCAAGCAUAAACAAAUUCAUUCAAUCAGCAAUUAGACCUAAAAGAAGCAAGACAAUGAAUAAGUUGAAUAUGUCUCGAUUAGAAGUCUUGCAAAGCGAUACCGGAGGUCAAAAUGUGCAUCCUCCUCUAGAGGAUUCUGAUCUCCACGUUGCAAUUGAAAAAGCUGUAUCAUCAUCUUAUUACAAAGAUGAAGAUAUUGGACCAGAUUGGCAAAACCGCAAAAGAAGGUCAAGAAUUUGUUGCAGAAACACUUUAGACUUUCAUUGUUGAAGGAUUUUCAGAAGGAAGCUCUAGAAGCUUGGUUGUCUCACCAAGACUGUCUUCCUGUUGCAGCCCUCACACUUUUUCUUUCUUCACCAUUCUCUCCCUUCCUGUAAAAUAUGAUUUUGGAUGUCUUGGAGUUAUGUUUCUGUAGGGAAAUACUGGGAAGGUUGUCAUUGUUAUAUUGGACCAGAUUGGCAAAAGAAGGUCAAGAAUUUGUUGCAGAAACACUUUGGACUUUCAUUGUUGAAGGAUUUUCAGAAGGAAGCUCUAGAAGCUUGAUUGUCUCACCAAGACUGUCUUGUUCUUGCAGCAACAGGAUCAGGGAAACCUUUGUGUUUUCAGAUUCCGGCAUUGCUGACUGGGAAGGUUGUCAUUGUUAUAUCACCGCUGAUUAGGUUGAUGCAUGAUCAGUGUUUGAAGUUAGCAAAACAUGGUGUUUCUGCUUGCUUCCUUGGAUCUUGUCAAACUGAUCGAAGUGUUGAACAAAAAGCAAUGGCAGGCGUGUAUAGCAUCAUUUAUGUAUGCCCUGAGACAAUUUUAAGACUCAUAAAACUCCUCCAAAGCCUUGCAGAAAGUCAUGGCAUUGCUCUAGUUGCAGUCCAUGAAGUUCAUUGUGUUUCUAAGUGGGGACAUGAUUUUCCACCAGAUUACAGAUAUGGAAUGAACACUUCUUGCUAUAGAGCCAAGACACUUGUGGAGUACUUUGGCGAGCACUUUCUUUUGGAGAUAUAUCUCGUGUGUGAUAUAUGCAUCAAAGGUCCACCUGAAAGACAGAAUUUAAAUGCUGAGGCGAUGAUCAUCUUGCAAGUUGUUGCUACUCAUUGUAGGAAUUUUGCAGACAUCUCCUAUGGUGGUUAUGAAGGGAGACUUGGCGAGAGGCCAAAUAUCAAGGCUUUAGUCAGCAGAAUUAGAGAACAGAAAACUUUGUCAAUCCGCUGUGCAUUUAUUCUGUAUCAACAAUUUAGUGCAAGUGACCUCUUGUGGUGGAGAGGUCUUGCUCGACUGUGGGAAGUUGAAGGAUUUAUUAGGGAGGGCUAUGACAUGAUAAAAUAUCCAGAAGUAACAGAACGUGGAAGGCAGUUCCUGAGUUCUGAAACAUAGCAGCCAUUCCAUGUUUAUCCUGAAGUAGAUAUGUUGCUGUCCAUGACAAGUCCCAACCCCUUUUCCAGUUUUGCUGAAUGGCAAAGAAAGCGAACUUGGAAAUCUCCAAGAAAACAAAAAUCACGUAAACGUAGCCUGAUUCUAAUACGGUUCGAGGAAGAUUGACUGCCAUGCUAACAAAAAAGUGGCACAAAGUGAUGUCUAUGUAAACUUAGCUUGCAUUGAGAAGGAAGCUCUUAAGGUUUAUUUAGGAUUGAAAAUAAGAGAAACACUUCUAUAAUACGUCAUCUCCGGAUCUGUGUUUGCCUGCCCCCCUAAUUAGUUAACUUUAGUGGCACCAUUAACAAGAAGAAGCGCAUCUGGUGUAGUGGUAUCAUAUUACCAUCCCACGGUACUGACCGGGGUUCGAUUCCCCGGAUGCACACUCAAUUCAUUUUUAACUUUUUUCCUUUCUGGAAUAUAAUUCACUUCAAGCAA